Molecule: messenger RNA, 1533 nt
Organism: Chinchilla lanigera (long-tailed chinchilla)
Lineage: Eukaryota; Metazoa; Chordata; Mammalia; Rodentia; Chinchillidae
Gene: Slc16a11
Product: solute carrier family 16, member 11
Exons: 5
Coding region: 141-1484 (447 amino acids)
Biological process (GO): monocarboxylic acid transport; transmembrane transport
Molecular function (GO): monocarboxylic acid transmembrane transporter activity
Source: RefSeq, a predicted model, not a curated record
GAUCUCUGUUUACGGAGAGAGCCGGUCCAACUUGGGCUCCAUCUCUGCAUUCCCUGCCGUUUGGGGCUCAGCCCACUGAAGCGGGGAGAAAACGCGGCGGAGCCGUCCCCCCCGCCCCCACUGCCCAAAGAGGUCGGACGAUGUCCCCCAAGACAGCCGGACCCCCCGACGGGGGCUGGGGCUGGGUGGUGGCCGCCGCAGCCUUCUCGGUGAACGGGCUCUCCUACGGCGUCUUACGCUCCCUGGGCCUUGCCCUCCCUGACCUCGCGGAACACUUCGACCGAAGCGCCCAGGACACUGCGUGGGUCAGCGCCCUGGCCUUGGCCGUGCAGCAGGCAGCCAGCCCAGUGGGCAGUGCCCUGAGCACACGCUGGGGUGCGCGCCCCGUGGUGAUGGCUGGGGGCGUCCUUACUUCGCUGGGCUUCGUCUUCUCGGCUUUCGCCCAAAGCCUGCUGCACCUGUACCUCGGCCUGGGCCUUCUCGCUGGCUGCGGCUGGGCCCUGGCCUUCGCCCCUGCCCUCGGUACCCUCUCCCGUUACUUCUCCCGCCGUCGGGUCUUGGCGGUGGGGCUGGCACUCACGGGCAAUGGGGCCUCUUCUCUGCUCCUGGCGCCCGCCUUGCAGCUCCUCCUUGAUACUUUCGGCUGGCGGGGCGCCCUGCUGCUCCUUGGCGCUGUCACCUUCCACCUCACUCCCUGUGGAGCCCUGCUGCGCCCCCUGGCCCUCCCCGGUGACCCCCCGGCCCCACCUCGGGGUCCUCUAGCUGCCCUGGGUCUGGGUCUCUUCAAGCGCCGGGCUUUUUCAGUCUUCGCUCUGGGCACAGCCCUGAUUGGGGGCGGGUACUUCAUCCCCUACGUGCACUUGGCUCCCCACGCUUUAGACCGGGGCCUAGGGGGCUACGGGGCAGCGCUGGUGGUAGCUGUGGCUGCAGUUGGGGAUGCGGGCGCCCGGCUGGUCUGCGGGUGGCUGGCAGACCAGGGCUGGGUGCCCCUUCCAAGGCUGCUGGCUGUGUUCGGGGCCCUGACAGGGCUGGGGCUGCUGGCAGUGGGACUGGUGCCCUCGGUGGGGAGCGACGACAGUUGGGGGGCCUCGCUGCUGGCCGCAGCUGGGGCCUACGGGCUGAGUGCUGGAAGUUACGCCCCGCUGGUUUUCGGCGUGCUGCCUGGGCUAGUGGGCAUCGGAGGUGUGGUGCAGGCCACAGGGCUGGUGAUGAUGCUGAUGAGCCUGGGGGGCCUCCUGGGUCCCCCCCUGUCAGGCUUCUUAAGGGAUGAGACAGGAGACUUCACCGCCUCUUUCUUGAUGUGCAGUUCUUUCAUCCUCUCUGGCAGCUUCAUCUACAUGGGGCUCCCCAGGGCGCUCCCCUCCUGCCAUCCAGCCUCACCUCCGCCUACCCCUCCCCCGGAGAGGGGGGAGUUGCUCCCUGUCCCCACAGUUGUCCUGCUCCCCCCAGGAGGCCCUCAAUCCACUGUGGAGGCCACAUGUUGAUCGUUGUCUCAUUUGAGCCUCUCCCUCCAAUAAAGAAUUUUUAUCUGAU